Molecule: messenger RNA, 3544 nt
Organism: Aspergillus japonicus CBS 114.51
Lineage: Eukaryota; Fungi; Ascomycota; Eurotiomycetes; Eurotiales; Aspergillaceae
Product: transcription factor
Exons: 6
Coding region: 1-3411 (1136 amino acids)
Biological process (GO): DNA-templated transcription
Molecular function (GO): NAD binding; DNA binding; zinc ion binding
Source: RefSeq, a predicted model, not a curated record
AUGGCUGAGAAGACUUCAUACCGGAUUGCAUCUAUUCCCGGUGACGGAGUUGGCUUGGAAGUGGUGAAAGCGACCAUUGAAGUAGUCAACAAACUCGCGCAAACCCUCGGUACCUUUGAUAUUGAAUUCGAGCAUAUCCCGUGGGGAACAGACUACUACAAGCAACACGGUCGAUAUGUGUCCGAAGAUGCCUUAGAUAUUCUGCGGAAGUUUGACGCAGGUUUGUUCGGCUCAGUAGGGCAUCCAGAUGUCCCUGAUCAUGUCUCCCUUUGGGGCCUCCUCCUAGCCAUCCGCGGACCCUUACAACUCUAUGCCAACGUACGUCCCGUACGCACAUUUCCGGGUACCAAGUCCCCCCUUAGCACUGCAGCCGAGGGAAUCGAUUGGAUGCUUGUGCGAGAGAACUCAGAGGGCGAAUACUGUGGGCAAGGCGGAAUCAGUCAUAUCGAUCAGCCAUGGGAAACUGCGACGGAGGUGGCGAUCUUCACGCGAGUCGGCAUUGAGAGGAUCAUGCGUUUUGCCUUCGAAACUGCACGCUCGAGACCGCGCCGUCAUCUCACGGUGGUGACUAAGAGCAACGCCAUGCGAUAUGGCAUGGUGCUCUGGGACAAAAUAGCAGAGGAGGUAUCCAAAGACUUCCCCGACGUGACUUGGGACAAGAUGUUGGUAGAUGCCAUGACUAUCCGUAUGGUGAACAAACCGGAGUCACUGGACACUAUCGUGGGCACCAACUUGCACAUGGAUAUUCUGUCUGACCUUGCUGCUGGCUUAGCAGGGUCAAUUGGCGUGGCUCCCUCGGCAAACCUCGACCCUACUCGGAAGAAUCCUUCUAUCUUUGAGCCGGUACAUGGCAGUGCCUUCGAUAUUAUGGGGAAGGGCGUCGCCAACCCGGUGGCUACUUUCUGGUCUGCUGCCGAGAUGCUGCAAUGGCUGGGCGAAAAGGAAGCUGCGACGAAGUUGAUGGAAUGUGUUGAGAAUGUGUGCAGAGCUGGUAUUUUGACUGCUGAUCUUGGAGGCACGGCCAACACUCAGGGCGUUGUUGAUGCACCGAAUACAAGAUACAGUAUACAUCACUGCCGUCUAGAAUCUUACAUAGACGGGCAUCAUGCUCCUGCCAAGAUGCAGUCCCCAGUCUCCGCGUCUGGCCUGACGGAAAUCGGGUCCCUGACUGCCCACUCACGGGAAGAAAGUGAGUUUGUCGGCAGCUCCAGCGGCGUUUACUUCAUCAAGACAGUCCGACGGGCUUUCUCCCACAGUCUGGACCCAUUGGAUGCUUCGUCUUCCAGCCAGGGGUUCCCUCCUCCGGAAGAUACUCUAGUUGGCACGUCAAUGCCUGCCGCAACAUCGCCAACCGCUCAAGGGAAUAGCCAUGCCUUGCGACAAUGGAGAUAUGACCCCAGGGUGGCAGCAAUCCUGGGGAAGUUUCCACCACUGGAUACAGCUCGGGAGCUGAUGAUGAUGUACUUCAAAGUUUGGCAUCCGCUGUUCCCUUUCUUGCACGGUCCGUCGUUCUUGAACGCCAUGGAAGCGUUAUGCUCCGAACGUCAUCAGUCGGCCACCGAGGUUCUGCCUCUAGAGGAGCAUCGAAGUGCUUGCUGGACGACCAUCUUCCAAUGUGUCUUCAAUCUGGCUAGUCUACUGUGUCCAGAGAUUGACUUUCCUCGCGAAUCGCGCAUCGAGUCAUCUAACAGCAUGCAUGCUCUGCUUGGAACCCUAUCCUGCAGACAUGAUAUCGUCUCUGUGCAGGCGCUGCUCGCCUCUCAACUAUAUCUCGUAGCUAAAAUGUCACUUCGGACAGCCUCCACCGUCGGUGGCUGUAUGCUUCGAUCCAUACUGCAUGCGGGCCUUCAUCGUUGUCCAUAUCGCUAUAAAGAACUUACCUCUCAUGAUCGGCAGCUACGCAAGCGGAUCUUCUGGUCUGCAUACGCCAUCGAUCGAUACUUGAGUCAAACGCUUGGUCUGCCUCUUGGAAUCCAAGACUCCGAUAUUGACGUUUGCCCGCCUUUGGCUUCCGAGAUCCACAUCCCAGGUUCUUAUGAGAGGAUCAAUGCCAUCAGACGCGCCGUUACCCCCAGCACUGCAGGAUCCUCGCCCAUCUCUACAGAAGACCGUUUGCGCAGGUUCGAGAGAUCAGCGUAUGGUCAACAGCCACUGUCCGCAACACCAAGACAUUCCGCCCAAGACAACGAACAGCAUCGGCGAGAGCUCGUGUUCGCAAGUUACGUCGAGUCCGGGAAACUAACAGGGCGCGCGAUCGAGCUGUUCCACAAGUCCAUCCUGGUCCGCUCCGUCCCUCACAGCUCGGUGCUCUUCCUCAUCACCGACGUCCACAAGUGGUGGAAUAGUCUAUCCAUCGAGUCUCUCCAGCAAGGAGGGACCCAUCAACCUGUCCCACCACCACCACCACCACCACCACCACCACCACCACCCUCCUCCUCCGAGGAUCCCAACCCAGCAGCAACUGUCACGACAAACCCCAACGCCCCAUUCAACUUCGGCCCCUUCUUCACCGUCCUCUACCAACACCUCAUCCUCCUCAUCAACCGUCCCUCCCUCUCCCUCAACCCGUCUAGCCCGGAAUUCUGCUCCGGCCUGCAAACCUGCAUUGGCGCCGCCCGCGAGAUCCUCGCAGCCUUGACCACCCAGCAAGAAAGCGGACAGGCGUUCUUCUGGCCCGGGUUCCUGUCGGCCGCAUGGAUGUCCGGUCUCGUGCUCGCGUUCGCAUGUCAACUCCGCCAAUACGUCUUGUCCAAAGGAUCCCAAGAAAUCUCCAAAUGUCUCACCAUCCUCGAAAGCAUGGCCCACCAAUGGGAAACCGCCAAACAAUGCCACAAAUCCCUCUCCCUUCUCUCCCGCUACAUCCACCACCACCACCAUCACCACCAGAACAACACCGGUCCCACCGCCCGACGACCCUCAACCGAUACACCACCCAUCACGCGCAAACGCAACUUAGACAACCAUUUACAGCAAGCAUCAGACCUCUCAGGGAGCAGUCGACAUCGCAGACCUCCUCCACCUUCACCACUUCCCCCUUUUGGUGCAGCAGCAGCAGCAGCAAGCAACAAUCCCCCGUCAAACAACCGCCUGUCUGCCGACGGUCCCAUCACGACGACCACCGGGCCAGCCAACACCACGAAUAACAACAAUAAUGAUAAUGACGAGGGAAUUGCCCGACAUCCCACGGCCACACGCAACAGCAAUAGCCAGGUGGGAUUAUCGCUGGACCCAGGACUCUUGAGGGCAGACAAUUACGAUCGAUUCACGUGGGGCGACGAUGACGACCCCGGUUCCAUCGCGGGGUUCGCGGCCAUGGACGGCGUGGAUGCUGCGGACAUGAUGGAUCUAUUGCAGGGGAGCAAUUUUGACAACCUGGCGGAUAUGUUUGGACAGCAGUUCCCUACCUUCUAGAUUGAUGGAUGGCAUGCACGCCACGUGGGGUAUAUAUACUGUACACAUUCCUGGAUGCCUCCACGUGGGCAACGUGGGCAUCUGGUGAAUCUCAUGAUACUCAAACUACAAAACUUGGCUAGGAUAUUUUACU